This is a messenger RNA of Myxocyprinus asiaticus (Chinese sucker), 6464 nucleotides long. Its product is annotated as SH3 domain and tetratricopeptide repeat-containing protein 2-like. The record is from RefSeq and is a predicted model, not a curated record. Lineage: Eukaryota; Metazoa; Chordata; Actinopteri; Cypriniformes; Catostomidae. Gene Ontology annotation, biological process: regulation of ERBB signaling pathway; regulation of intracellular protein transport. The coding region runs from base 952 to 5331 and encodes 1459 amino acids. The transcript is spliced from 18 exons. Gene Ontology annotation, cellular component: recycling endosome. Gene Ontology annotation, molecular function: protein binding.
CUGUACGAAAGUUAAAGAGGUAUGCUGAGAAAUGCCUCUCGGCUGUUUACAGCAGCUCAGACUCACAAGAUCUCCACAAAUUGAAUUAGAAUCUGACUGAGCCCUCUCUUGCAAAACAUUAUGAGAUGUGCAAGUUUAUUCUGUAUGGAUAAGUAUCCUCUUUGUUCACUAGUGACAGGGAAACACAUUCAGUGCAGUUAAGUCUAGACAAUAAGACACUAUUUAUGAAAUAUAAAAACAGAGAAAAAAAAGAGGAGAUUUUGCAACUGUAAUGCUUGGGUUGAAUUGGUAAAAGAACCCUUCAAUAUGAUUCAAAAUAUGAUUUAUGAACUUGCCAAAUUUUCAAAAUCCCUAAGACCGAAAACAAGAGUUGAAAUCAGUAUGCUGGAGAAUGCUGGAGUGCUACUCGAUCAUUGCAUUCUCUCAGAUCCUCCAAUGAUAGAAACUGGCAGAGAAUAAUGAUGCCAGACAUACAGAGGGCUGAGCUUCCCUAAGAGCCAGACAUGUUAGUAUGACCACCAUGGAGCUGUCAGUCUGAAUAUCACUCAAGAAAAGAGUAGAAAUGAGGUGCACCAGUUUAAUCAAUUCCAAUAGAUUUACUUGGUGUGACUUACACACUGCCCAUUAAUUCAUUGGGCCUUUCAUCAGCGAUGCAAAAAUGCUCCUGCCCCUGGCACAGAGAGGCACUAACCAGCCCACACAAACACGCCAGCAGCAAAGAGUGCUUCACUCGUCUGCUGAGUAGACACAGACAGGAAAAGGGAGAGAACGAAAUAGAUGGAUGUAAGCAUGAGCAGUAGAGAGCGUGCAGUUUAAGUACAAGAGGAAGAUGGAAAGGAAGAGAAAGAGGGAGAGUAGUGACGGAAUAAAUUCAUAAAUAAUACUCCGUGGAGUUUAAGUGGAUCUUUCUCCAAGCUGGCUCUAUUACAUUUCAAACUGGCUGUGUACAUCAUGGCAUGCUGCUCUUGUCCUGUUCCGUGCCUCAGGAACUGCUUCUCAUUUUCAGCGAUAUCACCUGCUGAGCUUGAUGCCUUAUGGAAUGACCCUCCAUACACUUUAGCAGGUGUCAGUGAGCUCUUUCCACCCAAUGACAUCAUGACAGUUGAUGAGGAAGCGGAGGCUGAUGCAGAGGUGGAGGCAGAAAGCAGAAGCAAAGAGAGUUAUUGGAAAAAGAAGGAGGCAUUCAGUGGAAGUGGCACAAUAUCUUCAAUGGGGGAACAUUUUUCGCCAGAUAUAAUUUUGUUGUUUAGUGGGAAACGACGAUCCAGUGUAAAGCCUGACAGUGAGCUUCAGGAGGCAUUACGGACCAGACUCAGAGUAGUAGAGAGCAACAGCCAGGAUGUCGUCCAGCUCUUCAAGGAUCUGUCUGCACGGCUGGUGUCUGUUCAUGCUGAGAAAGACAGCUUUGUCAUCACCUUUAAGACAGUUGGGGAGAUCUGGAAGUUCUCCACUUACCUAACACUCGGAUAUGUGGCAAGAUGUCUUGAGAACUUUCUCUGUGACAAGUCAUUCUGGCUGGACCCUGCAUUGCUAAGUGAUGUGGAGAUCUGUGUAACAGUGGAUGAAGAUCACUUAGCUACUCUUUAUCUAGGACUUCUGCUACAGGAAGGUACAUUCUUUGCCAAGGCUUUAUACAACAGUGACUGCAGAGAGGAGGAAGAGGAGCUGACCUAUGAGAAGAAUAACCUGAUCAUGGUAAAAGACAUAGGACAGGAGGCCAUGUGGGAAGGUACGCUGCUGUCCACGGGCCAACAUGGUCUAGUGCCUGUCCAUGCUAUGCAGCCUCUGCCUUAUCCUUUCUAUCAGUGGUUUCUUAAGAAAUAUUCUGGAAAUGCAGGAGGGAUUCCAGUUACAGAAGGCCUCUUUAACCAUCCCAUUGUGGUGGGUACCUGUGUGGCAGUAGUGGACCAUUACCCGAUGGUUAAAGAUGAGCUGCACUUACACAAGGGAGACCUUAUAAAGAUUGAGGGGUUUCUUUUCAAUACUCUGAACGUGUUUAUAGGAAGACACCUCACCAGUGGAGAGACAGGAUUUGUUCACAGGGCCCAUGUUAAGCCAGAGAGAAUCAAACCUCUCAAUGGACAAUUGGUCUUUCUAAGUGAGGAGGAAAGGGAGGGCCUGUCUAAACUUAACCCCUGUAUUGAGCCCUGCCAGUCUGAUAUACUGGCCAAUCUCUGCUCCACUGACAUAAGCACUGUGUACAGAUUAGAUAGACUGGAUGACUCUGAUUUUGCGUUUAUUAAAAACCAUCCAAAAUCAGAGCAGAAAACCCCAGUGGAUCAAAGAAAGAGCACUAUAUCAGAAAAGAGUGACACACCUCCUUACCACUCGUCCCCACGGCCUUCAUUCCAUGCCUCUUGGAAUCAUCUGAAGUGGGAUUCCGAGGUCCUUUCCUUCAGCCUGGACGACACUUUCCAAGAGAUGGAUGAAUAUGAGGAAGAUCCUGCAAGCUUCAUGGAGGAGUGUAUCUGGGAGCCUGAUGAAGCAGAGAGGUGUGAUCCAAUCCUGACCCUUCUCAACCUGGAAUACUUCCAGGACUUCUUUCAGUCUCUUUACGACCUCUCUUACUCUUUCCUGGACACUGUCUUUGGUGGCCUUCCAGAAGACGAGGUGCUUCAUCAUCUGGAAACUUUGCGAGAAGGAGCUAAGAAAGGCAGGAUGCUUUGGGCCCAUCGGCGAGCCUGCUUCCUCCUAGGUAGGCUAUGUGCCAAGAAACUGAAGUACUCACAGGCACGAGUGUACUUCGAGGAGGCGUUAAAAAUUCCCGUAAAUGGUUUUGAUGACCAACCACUUCUGAUUUCCUUGUACACGAAUCUCACUGCUGUUUAUCUGAAACAGAAGAUGAUGGACAAGCUGCCAUUUACACUGGAAAAGGCCAGUGCUCUGAUUCUGUGUCUUCCAUGCCACAACUUCUGCUCUGCGGAUGAGUUCGAGUUGCUCAAACCCAUCAUGCGCAAAGCCAUAAUCGAAAAGGACAAGUACCUAGAGGCUCGGACUUGCUACCUCUCUCUCUCUCUCUUCCUCCGCCUACGGAAAAUAGAAGAUGCUUUGCCUUUUGUGGAGAGGCUUCAGUUCCUUACCAUCACUUUGUCUGCAGAAGCAGGGAGGCCUGUUGCUCCAGUGGAUCUCAACUGGAUGCUGUGCAGGCUUUAUCAUAAAAAGUAUUUGCCCUACCUCACACUAGCCUCUCUAAGCCUAGACUCAGGGCAAGACCAUUCCUUGGAUGAUGCAUUCCAGAAAAUUGAACUCUUUAUCAAAAACUCAGUCAGGCUUAAUCCUCACUGGAAGGAAAGUACUUUGGUUCUUCCUGCACAGGUGGUGGUCUACCUUCAGCAAGCCUUGUCAAUAGCUUGUCGUGGAGAAGAUCUGAAGACUCAGAGGGACCUUUGUAUGUGCCUGACUAGUGUUUACCAACAGCAUGGAGCUCUAGAGAAAGCUGUGCCCUUCGCCCAACAGGCAGCGCAGACAGGAGGUCGAAUCAAUGAGGAGGAGGGCUUUGAGGCAUCAGUACUACUGGCCUGGCUUUUGGUUUUAAUGGACAAACCUGAACAAGCUCAGUCCACUUUGCAUCCUUUGCUAAAAUCUUUGAAUGAAACAGACAGUCCAACACAGCGUGGUGUGGUCUACAACCUCCUAGCCAUAUGCCUCCGCAAACAAGACAGAGUUAAUGAGGCAGCAAGGAACUUUUAUUGCGCUCUGCAGAUCUCACGAGAAAAUGGAAACAAGCGUAACGAAGCACUAGGACUGGCUAACCUGGGUUGCUUGUCUCUAUCUGUUGGGGCUUCAGGCCUGGCAGAGUGUUUCCUGCUAAAUUCCCUCCACCUCUUCCAGUUUCUUUCAGAGAGUCCUACAGAUGAGGAGCAUGUCCAGGCUCUACUCUGGCUGGGCAGGAGCUACAAGGAUAGAGGAGGGAGUCAGCAGGUCAGGAUAUGCUUCGAACUGGGCCUCCUUAUUGCCAUUAGUACCAAAAAUCUGCACAGUCAAAUGGUUGUGGCAAAAAUUCUAAGUCAACAUUAUGCUGACUUGCUGCUUUAUGGACAGUGUAUUGUUUACUAUGAGCACUGUGUGGGGGUGUGCAGAACUCUGAAGAAUAAACAACUAGAAGGAGAGUACCUGGAGCUCCUCAGCAACCUCUAUCUCUCAUUCAACACUGAGAAGUCUUCAAGAAAGUCUCUUGAUUACUCAAAGCAAAGUUUAAGGAUCUCUAUAGAUCUGGGGAAAAGACAGGAAGAGUCUGAGACAUGGCUGCAGGUGGGCCGUAUCUACUAUCUGAUCUGUGAGGAUGAACUAGCUGACAUGUACCUUCAGGCAGCAGUGAAGACAGCCCUGAAGAUGAAUGACCCAUGCUUCACUAUGAGCAUUUAUGAGGAGGCAGGUGAUGUCUUUUUCAAAGGACACAGGAACCGACUGGCUGCCCUACCUUUUUACAGGGAUGGGAGUCUGCCGUUUGCACGCAGCAUUAAAGAUGUGCACUCAGAGUUCAGGUUGCUGAGUAAACUCACAGAGCUCCUGACGAAGCAGAAGCACUAUGAGGAGGCACUACAGUAUGCCACACUUGCAGUCCAGGUCAGCGCCACAACUGGUGUUCCUCUGAAUGAGAGAGUGGCCUUCCAUCGUCUUGCAUCGAUUUACUUCUCUCUAGGGAAGUAUGAGAUGUCUGAGAACUACUACCUGAAAUCUCUUUCACUCUGCCCCGUUGCACUUGAACAUGCUAUUGAAGUUCGCUACUAUGUCAAAGUCUACUGUAGAUUGGCCGAUCUGACACUAUACAAAUUAAAGGAUGCAUUCGAUGCCAUUGGCUAUUUCCACUUAGCCCUGGCGGCAGCCCUGGAGGACAAAGAAAGCCUAAGCACUGUGUACAUCAUCUACAUGAAGCUGGCGGAGAUCCAUGCCAACUACAUGCCUGAUGCAGAACUGUGUAAGAGCUACAUGAACAGUGCACAGAGUCUGAAGAGGGAGCUGGCUGGAUACACAGAAUCUACGGACACAGAUUCUACUGACAAAGAAGACACACAUCAGGAUCACGCUAAUGCAGACUGUGCUGAGGAAGAGUCUGUCAUUCACAGCAAAGCUGGCCUCUCAGACUUCAGCAGUGGCACUAGUACUCUUACAGAGUCCAGCAUAACAGACACCUGCCUCACAAUUACUGCCCAGAGAGAGUCAGAGCUCAUACUCUCUAACACAGGUCACAAAGAAGAAAUGGUCACAAGCUUUUCAGAGGAAACAGAAUCAGGGCCUGCUCAUCACACCAAUCCAGAGACUAUCUGCACUGAUAACACAAACCACACUGAUGGAAGUAGACUGAAGGAGGGCUUAACUUUUGUAAUAUAGGUGCAGCGAGUAUGGCUUGUAUGUGAUGUUAAAAAUAAACAAAACAUACAGUAGCCUAUACCACAAGUUGUGCAACAGCUCUUUAAAAAAGUGAAUUCAGAAUGCUUUUUGGCGGCUUCAGAAUGCUUUUACUCUUAAAAUGCACUUCUUUUAAUAAAGAGGUGCAAAAUAAUUUUUUUUUAUUUUAUCUAUUAAAUGUUUGAGAAUAUAUUUUCUUUUGUUUAAUAAUGUUUCAAUGUGAAUUUUCAUGAUUUUGUAUGAUUGUAAAUAUGUAUUUUUAUCUGUAUAUAUAUUUGUUCUCUGUUUAUCCUUUCUGAGCAAUCUAGAAACCUCUAAACAUAAUAAUAAUAAAAAAAAAAAGAUAAUAAUGAAAAAAUAUUAUUUAAUUUUUUAUAAUAAUUAUGAACUGUCAUUGGCAAAAUACUGGUCCAUGCCCAGAGCAGGUGCUUAAUUACCAUGCAAAUCAGUGUGUAAAUUUUAACAGCUCUUACUGAAUAAAUUCUAACCAUAAUUGAUCUUACUCCACUAUCAAUUAGGUAUGUGCUGUCAAUAAUAAAGUCAGCCUUAAUUGGCUCAUCAAAUGAGAACUUUAAAGGAAUAUUACAGGUUCAAUACAAGUUAAGCUCAGUCGACAGCAUUUGUGUCAUAAUGUUGAUUUCCACAAAAAUACAUUUCAACUCGUACCUCCUUUUCUUUAAAAAAAGCAAAAAUCGAUGUUACAGUGUGGCACUUACAGUGGAAGUGAAUGUGGUCAAUUUUGGAGGGUUUAAAGGCAGAAAUGUGAAGCUUAUAAUUUUAUCAAAGCACUUACAUUAAUUCUUCUGUUAAAAGUCAUGUAUUGUUAGAGCUGUAAAGUUGUUUAAAUUGUCAUUUUUACAGUCAUUUUAGGGUUUGUUGACAUCGUCACAGCAACAAAGUUGUGAAAUUGGAUAACUUUACACAGAAAAGGUUACUAAGUGAUUUUAUCACACUAAAAUCAUGUUUACCCACAUAUUGUUUACAUCUUGUAUCUAUACUUUUGAAAAAGUUCAUAUUUUAACUUCAAGUUGUAGUGUUGAUUUACAUUAGACCUGUUGUAUUAAUAUCAUCCUCCACUAGAGGGAAACAUUCGCCGUGGUGACUACUAGCUUGAA